Molecule: messenger RNA, 4564 nt
Organism: Ornithorhynchus anatinus (platypus)
Lineage: Eukaryota; Metazoa; Chordata; Mammalia; Monotremata; Ornithorhynchidae
Gene: SRRM1
Product: serine and arginine repetitive matrix 1
Exons: 16
Coding region: 1049-3580 (843 amino acids)
Biological process (GO): mRNA processing; regulation of mRNA splicing, via spliceosome
Cellular component (GO): spliceosomal complex
Molecular function (GO): RNA binding
Source: RefSeq, a predicted model, not a curated record
UGUGUAAAGUGGCCGAACAACAACAAAAGCACAAACAGGAGAACGAGAGAGCAAUGGGGCGAAGCUUCACACUGCUCUUUGAAAUUACCGUAACGUGGACGGAGCUUUGUGUGAAGCGCGAGGGGCGGUAGGAGUCGGUUAGCAGCUCGUUCUCUAACUGCGAAUACCAAGGGCCCAGUUAGCUCUUAGAAGAGGCGACAGCCUAAAUCUCGGCUUGGGUUUUGAUUGACCACUUCAGUUAAAUUAAGCUUCCGACUGAAUUUAAUUGGCAGCCUUGUUAAGACUCAGAUGAGAUAGCUUUUUCUAUGAGGUCUGAGAUGGUGAUAAACUGACUUUUUUGAAAAAAAAAAUUAAUUUUAUUUUUUUAUUUUUAUUAAGAUAGUGUGCCACUGCAACCCAAGGGACUGUAAGAUGUACCAUUUGAAUUAUUGGCAGACAUGCUAUGUGAAAUGUAUUUUACGUUAAUCCUUUUUUCAAAGAGUUCACCCCUUUGAACGAACAGUUGACAUUUCAACUGAUAAGGUAUUGCCGUUUUUAUAAUGAUUCACUAGCUGCAUUUUUGAUUUAACUUAUAAAGAAUACUUAAUUUAAAUAUCUAUUUUUAUACAAAUAUACACACGUCUUUGGAGGCUUUUACGCCCUUUACUCGAAAGAAACCAAAACCAGGGAAGUCAGUUUAAGCGCUAAGUUAAAGCUUAAAUUUCCUUUGAACAAAUGUUUUACUGACUUGUAUGUUAGUGCCCUAGAGCCUAUAGUGGUAUAAUUCCCCUUAUCCUGAGCAUGACAUUAGAGUUUAGAACUUUUUUUUUUUAAAAAAAAAAAGAAACGAUCUUUUCUUUUUUUGUGGUUGUGUACUCAUUAUUGCUUGUUCGUCUUUUGCAAUUUAGAUAAAUGAUAUAACAUUAAACUCAAGGUGGUUGAGUUGCAGUAGGGAGUCGGAAGCAAGCCAAGGGACCAUCUUUCUCUACAGGGGACUUGGCGAUUCCAAACCCCCCCCAAGGUUCCAAGAAGAAACUGAAGACACCUGGAAUCUAAUCCGGAUUCCAAAAUGAUGCAGAUCAACCUGACUGGGUUCUUGAAUGGGAAAAAUGCUAGAGAAUUUAUGGGAGAGCUGUGGCCCCUUCUGUUGAGUGCCCAAGAAAACAUCGCCGGGAUCCCCUCUGCUUUCUUGGAACUGAAGAAAGAGGAAAUAAAGCAAAGACAGAUUGAGCAGGAGAAAUUGGCAUCGAUGAAGAAACAAGAUGAAGACAAGGACAAGAGAGAAAAAGAAGAAAAAGAGAGCAGCAGAGAAAAGAGGGAGCGGUCGAGGAGUCCAAGAAGACGCAAAUCGAGAUCUCCUUCCCCUAGAAGACGGUCCUCCCCAGUAAGGCGAGAGAGAAAGCGCAGUCACUCUCGAUCUCCCCGUCACAGAACCAAGAGCCGGAGCGCUUCCCCCGCCCCGGAAAAGAAAGAGGCCACUCCAGAGCUCCCAGAACCCUCUCUGAAAGCCAAGGAACCGUCUAUUCAAGAGGCCACGUCCACUAGUGACAUCCUCAAAGCCCCCAAACCCGAACCCGUCCCAGAACCGAAGGAACCUUCUCCCGAGAAGAAUUCAAAGAAAGAGAAAGAAAAGGAGAAAACCCGCCCCCGGUCCCGAUCCCGAUCCAAAUCGAGGUCACGGACUCGUUCCCGGUCCCCCUCCCAUACCCGGCCCAGGCGGCGGCACCGAUCACGAUCCAGGUCCUAUUCCCCCAGAAGGCGGCCGAGUCCUAGAAGGCGGCCCUCUCCUCGAAGAAGAACCCCUCCGAGACGCCCGCCUCCCCCACCGAGGCAUAGAAGAAGCAGAUCUCCAGUGAGGCGGAGAAGGCGGUCGUCGGCCUCCCUGUCGGGGAGCAGCUCGUCGUCGUCUUCCUCCCGGUCCCGGUCCCCUCCCAAGAAGCCGCCCAAAAGGCCAUCCAGCCCCCCCCGCAAAGCUCGCCGGCUGACUCCUUCGGCGAGCCCCCCGAGGCGGAGGCGCCAGCCGUCACCCCCCGCCAGCCCGCCGCCCAAAGCCCGCCGCUCGCCGACACCCCAGCAGUCUAACCGAACGAGGAAAAGCCGGGGCUCCGCCUCUCCGGGGAGAACCUCAGGAAAAGUGACAAAGCAUAAAGUUCCUGAAAAAAGAGAGUCGCCGUCACCAGCACCAAAACCUAGGAAAGUAGAGUUGUCAGAGUCAGAAGAAGACAAAGGCAGCAAAAUGGCAGCAGCAGAUUCAGUGCAACAGAGGCGCCAGUACAGAAGGCAAAACCAGCAGUCUUCAUCGGACUCUGGCUCCUCCUCCUCCUCGGAAGAGGAGCGACCAAAGAGGUCGAAUGUGAAAAACGGCGAAGUGGGUAGGCGGCGACGACAUUCACCUUCCCGGAGCCCGUCUCCGUCGCCUCGGAAACGCCAAAAAGAUUCCUCCCCACGGAUGCAGAUGGGAAAGAGAUGGCAAUCGCCAAUGAUUAAAAGUAGUAGGCGGCGGCGAAGUCCAUCCCCACCCCAGGCCCGGAGGCGGCGCUCUCCUUCUCCCGCCCCUCCCCCUCGGCGGCGUAGGUCACCGACACCCCCUCGGCGCAGGUCUCCCUCUCCUCCCCCACGCCGGCGCUCUCCUUCUCCGAGAAGAUACUCUCCCCCGAUCCAGAGGAGAUACUCCCCCUCCCCGCCUCCGAAGAGAAGGACGGCGUCCCCCCCGCCGCCUCCCAAGCGGAGGGCGUCGCCGUCUCCGCCGCCCAAGCGGCGCGUCUCCCACUCCCCACCGAAGCAGAGAAGCCCCCCUCCCUCAAAGAGACGUUCCCCCUCGCUCUCGUCCAAGCAUAGGAAAGGCUCCCCCCCGAGCAAGUCCUCCCGGGAAGCCCGGUCCCCGCCCCCAAACAAACGGCAUUCCCCCUCGCCCCGGCCUCGGGCGGCUCACCCCUCCUCGAGCCCCCCGCCGCCGCCGCCGCCGCCUCGCAGGGGACCCUCGUCCUCGCCCCAAAGAAGGCAGUCCCCGUCUCCCAGCACCAGGCCCAUCCGCAGAGUCUCCAGGACCCCAGAACCCAAAAAGACAAAAAAGGCCGCUUCCCCGAGCCCCCAAUCCGUGAGAAGGGUGUCGUCCUCCAGGUCGGUGUCCGGAUCCCCCGAGCCAGUGGCCAAAAAGCACCAAGCACCUCCAUCUCCGACCCAGUCUCGGUCUCCGUCGACAAACUGGUCCCCGGCAGUGCCUGCAAAAAAGGCUAAAAGUCCCGUCCCGAGCCCGUCCCCAGCAAGGAAUUCCGACCAAGAAGGCGGCGGGAAGAAGAAGAAGAAGAAGAAGGACAAGAAACACAAAAAGGAUAAAAAGCACAAGAAGCACAAAAAGCAUAAGAAGGAAAAGGCCGCGGCGACGGCAACCGUAGUGGCCGCCCCUGCCGCCGCUGCCGCCGCCGCCGCCGCCGCCGUUGCUGCCGUCAGCACGUCAGUCCAGGAAGAACAGGAGGCAGAAGCAGAGCCCAAAAAGGAGACGGAAAGCGAAGCGGAGGAUAACCUCGACGACUUAGAGAAACACCUGCGGGAGAAGGCCCUCAGGUCGAUGAGGAAGGCCCAAGUGUCACCCCCGUCUUAGGCGGGCAACGUUUGUUAUAAUGUACAUUUUAUUUGGUUUGUACUCUGAAUUCAAUUUCAAAAAUCGCUAAACUGUGUUUGAGCUUUAGACUAUAACAUUUGUUGUAAUAAUUGCUAGGUUGAGGUUCACCAUGUUUAAAAAAACAAAAAGACAAAAAAAGGGCAUGGAUUUACAUUGCAAAAAGGUGUCCACAGUGUACUAGUGACAUUCUUUCAUUGACAGCCGACGUCAUUUCAUCUGGAGCGAGCCUGUUUCGGAAGGGAGAAGAAAUACACCUGGACGGUUUCAACGCGUAGCUGGCAGCUGUCGGGUUUCUUUAAAGGCACCAGACCGGAUGCAGACAUUUUGGACCUUUUAUUAGCACCUGUACUUAAGUUAUGAUUGCUUCUAACCUUUUGUGGUUUGUAAGCUUGCCCCGAAGUGAAGCCACUGUUAAUUACCAAGAAAGUAUAAAAGAAUAUUUUCAUGCCACAAUCUCUUUCCUCUUGCCUGUGUAGUUUCUGCUGAAGUGAAUCAAGAUUAGAACUCUAGGAUGCUACAUAAAUGAAAGCAUGUUUUUGUUUUUGGUUUUGUUUUUUGUUUUUUUUUCUUUGCCAGGACACUGGGGGUUUCUAUCGAUGUAACAAGUUGAUUUGGAACACUGGAAGUUUUUUUUUUUUGGUUUUUCCUCUCCUUUUUUUUUCCCAAUUGUUCUUUUCUAAGGGCAGUUCACUAGAGUCCCAGAAAGGUUCCUUCAGUUCCAUAAAAUUUUGUUUUGUGAAAUGAUGUUGCCCCAUUCAUAUUUCUUGUCUCGUCAUGGUUCUUCCAUUGGUAUAUGUAACUUUCAGAGCUCUUUUCUUUGAAAGAUGGAAGGGUCUGGAUUUUGGAUAUUGUCAUGUUUUCACUGUUUUGUUUUGGGGGUUUUUUGUUUUUGUUUUAUUUUUUUUUUAAACUAAAGCUAUAUAAAGCUUGUGGAUUAAACAGAAUAAAUUUCUAAAUUUAAAA